AGUCAAAAACGCUAGACUUCCCGCUAGCCGCUAGAUUGACAUUUUUUGGCGGUUUUCUAUGUUCAAAAUCGCUAGGAAUAGCUUGAAAACCGCUAAAUUGGGAACACUGGUAAUGGCGAGUUUCGCGGCGUUGCCACAUAACACCACGUACAUAAUACGUCUAUUACGUACGUGUUUGACCCGGCAUUAGGUCGCUCAUAAUGAUGUACAUUUUGCAUCUAGCGACAGAGGUGUAAUGAUGAGAUUACGAGUGUGUAUUACGUAAAUUAAAUUGCUUCGCAUCCUUUCAUUUUUGAAAAUUUUUCAUUUCACACAAUUUUGUACCCACUCGAUAAAGUUUGAUAAAAAAUUGAAAAAUUGAAAAACAUGAUGAAAAUUUCAACUUUAACGGAUCGGAACGCAUUUUUUUGAUUUUUUACCUGCAAAUUGUGAUCUCUCUCUCGGUAGUCGGUCUGUCGGUAUCGGUAUCGGUAUCGGUAUCGGUGUUCCUGAUAAAUUUCUGCGAAUCGAUUUUCUACUAUAUUUUUUUCAAGUGCGCCUCGCUUAGUGAUGGAACCAAUGACAAUCGGAACUCCAAAUACAUCGUUGAAUGCUUCCGGAUUAUUUGACGCGACGUCCGCUUCGAAUUCUCAAUUUCUUCCGUCUUUUUUAUUGGGAAGUGAACCGGGAAACGACUCGUUGUAUUCAUCUCCUAAACUCGCUUCUCCAACCAAGUCGCAGUACAACGCUUUGCAGUCUUCUUUCAAUUACAACAUUCCAAUCGACAGGAAUACGGUACAAAGUCCCGUUUCCACGGCAGAAAAACACGAUGGACCUCCGAUCAUAAGCUUAGCAGAUUACAGCAUAUCGCAUCCUCUGAAUAAUACUAACUUGACCAACGAAAUUUCCAUUAGCAAUACUUACAAUCGAGACUUUCAAGCUGUCGGCGAUUUUAAUGAAAAUUGGGUAACGAUAUUUGGUUUUACACCGUCUCAGAUCGACCUGGUCUUGUCGUAUUUCGUGCGUUACGGUCAAAUUGUCGACAAAAGAUAUUCGUCCAACGGAGGUAACUGGAUUCACGUUAAAUAUUCCAAUAGACGAGAAGCUCAAUCAGCUUUGUCACAAAAUGGCAAACAGAUAUCGUCCAAUUUAAUGAUCGGCGUCGUUUCGCGUAAAGAUAAACAUCAUUCGGAAAGUUUGACGAAUCGGUCUUUAUCCGUCCAUCCUCAAAGUGAGACUUGUUCACCGAGGCCAGCAUUCGGUCCGAUGUCACCGCCAUCAAAUAUUCGUCGUUUAACCGUAGCUAAUAAUGAAAAUGAGGUCGUAUCUUUAACCAAUGUUCCUACCAAAAGCUCGGGAGUUGUAUCGAAAACCAUGGAAUAUCUUUUUGGAUGGUAAUUCCGGCAAAAAAAUCCGUCUGGACGAUUCGUAAUUUGAAUUACGUGUUAAUUUUAUGUUUCGAAUUAAUUUAUACUAGAGUAUAACGGAGGAUAUCGUGUAUUAUCUGAUUUUUUCACCAGUCAUUUUGUAUUUCUAUUUAUUUUAUUAAUUUUUCAUCUCUUUUGAAAAGGUGUCGUAAAGUAUCGAGUUUUUACAAUAAAAUUUUUCCGCGGUUUGCGCUUAA
Planococcus citri (citrus mealybug) is the source of this 1603-nucleotide messenger RNA. RefSeq names its product nucleoporin NUP35-like. Gene Ontology annotation, molecular function: phospholipid binding; structural constituent of nuclear pore; nucleic acid binding. Gene Ontology annotation, biological process: NLS-bearing protein import into nucleus; nuclear pore organization. The transcript is spliced from 5 exons. Bases 550 to 1377 code for a protein of 275 amino acids. NCBI's taxonomy places the organism in Eukaryota, Metazoa, Arthropoda, Insecta, Hemiptera, Pseudococcidae. Gene Ontology annotation, cellular component: nuclear pore central transport channel; nuclear membrane; nuclear pore nuclear basket. The record is from RefSeq and is a predicted model, not a curated record.